Messenger RNA from Melanaphis sacchari, 2878 nucleotides. RefSeq names its product two pore potassium channel protein sup-9-like. Gene Ontology annotation, biological process: stabilization of membrane potential; potassium ion transmembrane transport. Bases 881 to 2155 code for a protein of 424 amino acids. Gene Ontology annotation, cellular component: membrane. The transcript has 6 exons. NCBI's taxonomy places the organism in Eukaryota, Metazoa, Arthropoda, Insecta, Hemiptera, Aphididae. Gene Ontology annotation, molecular function: potassium ion leak channel activity. The record is from RefSeq and is a predicted model, not a curated record.
UUUUUUUUUGUUUCCAAAUUUAAAAAAAAAAAAUCUCUCUUUUCUUCUCGUCCGUAUUGCAGUGAUACCUAACAACACAACACAAUAACGUUAUAAUUUCGGCGAACGAUUUAACGUAUAGGCGUGCAUGUGCGCGUAACACGGCACUAUAGUAAAACACCGUUCGCGAGCAUUAUCUAUUUCUCCCUCCUCGGCGUCGCGCGUGCCGCCGUCAGCCCUCGCGGCGUCCGCAUCCGACUCUGACGCCGCGCGUACAUUCGCGGACGCCGGUGCAGUUCGUUUACGCGCCCGCUAUGGUAGUUGUGUGUAUCGCAUAAAUUGCACGUGCGGAUUUCGAUCGUACGCCGCCGCGGUCGGUCGCCGAAGUCAAGAGACGGACGGUUAACUCACCGGCAACGGACGUAAAAUCGUUGCCGUUGUCAUUAUCGUCUUCGUUAUUAUUGUCGCCGUAUUAUAAUAAUAUUAUCGUACGAUAACGUGCGACGGACAUCGGUCGUCCUCGCAAUUGUCGUGGUCGCCGCUGCCACCACGACCGUAGCUGCCGUAGUCGUAUUCGCCAUCGUCGUCGUCGUCGUCUCCGUUACCGGAGCAAAGGAGCCGCAGCCGACAUCUCGUCCUACGAGUGCUCUAUACUCGCUUAGGUUCGUGUGAUGGGUGCGCCGGAAGACCGAGGCCGCCAUGUUUGUCAGACGGCGGACGUUGUGCACAGCACCACUCAGCACGGUGCGGUACGGCGCCUGGUGCGGUAUGCGACGUGUGUGGCUCGGCAAGCGCGGUCGGCGACCGGCAGCGGCUGUGGCUGCUGCGACAGCUGAGGUGGCGGCGGCGUCGUUGAUAAGGCGCCGGUGGCGGCCAGCACCAUGGUGGUGUCGUCCGCAGGAUGAAGAAGCAAAACGUCCGCACAUUAUCGUUGAUCGUUUGUACGUUCACCUAUCUGCUCAUCGGCGCCGCCGUGUUCGACGCCCUGGAGUCCGAGACGGAGAUACGCCGGAAACAAGCACUGGACUCCAUAGAAGGGAUAAUUCUCAAAAAGUACAACAUAUCCACAGACGACUAUCGGCUGAUCGAGACAAUUGUACUGAAGUCAGAACCGCACAAGGCCGGACAACAGUGGAAGUUUGCUGGAGCAUUUUACUUUGCUACUACGGUACUCACGACUAUUGGUUACGGGCACUCGACACCGAACACAAAAUCCGGCAAAUUGUUCACCAUGUUCUACGCAAUGGUGGGCAUACCGCUGGGCCUAGUCAUGUUCCAGAGUAUCGGCGAGCAGCUGAACAAAUUCUCGUCCGUGGUGAUCAGACAGGCGAAGCGGGCACUUGGUUGCAAACGUACGGAAGCCACGGAGAUCAAUCUCAUAUUCGUUGUGUCCUUUUUAUCGAGUUUGACGAUCGCGGGUGGUGCAACGGCGUUCUCCACGUACGAGGGUUGGACGUACUUUGACUCGGUCUACUAUUGCUUCGUCACACUCACCACAAUCGGAUUCGGCGACAUGGUGGCCUUACAGAAGAACAACACGUUGAACGACAAACUCGAGUACGUGGCGUUUACGUUGAUAUUCAUUCUGUUUGGUCUGGCAGUAGUGGCAGCGUCACUCGACCUAUUGGUGCUUAGAUUUGUCACUAUGAACACCGAAGAUGAGAGAAGAGAUGAGGCUGAGGCGUUACAAGCCGCCCAAGGAGCCGUCCGGCUGGAAGGAGACGUGAUCACCUCGCACGGGUCCGUGUCCAGCCUGCCGAUGGGCAGCGCGAUGGCGCUAGGCUUGUCCGGCCGGGGCAGAGGGUCGUCUUCGCCCGCCGACAACGCGUCCGUGUGCACGUGCACUUGCACGCGGUCAAGGAGCCGGAACGACGGAUACCGUACGGGCGAUUCGCCGCCGUACGCGUCGGGCUCCGUCUACGGCGGCGCCGUCGUGGCCGGGCGGGGCGUCGGCAGCGGCGGCGACCGGGACGACGGCGACGACGGGUGCAGCGGCGACAACGACGACGACGAAGACGACGACGGUUGCGAGCCGCAGGACAUACAGCUGGAUACGUUCUUCGACGGCCGUGCGGCGGCUUCGACGUCAGCCGAUCCGUACAGCUGCCGGCAGCGAGUCGUUCAGACGCAACAGCAGCAACAGCAACUUCAAAACGAACACAGGUCGUCCAUUUGACGCAUGUUCCCCGGCGGCGGAGGUAGUGGAGGCGGAAAUGGCGGCGGUGGCGGUGGCGGCGGUGGCGGCGGUAACCGCGACCGCGCCGGUUAUGCGUACACGCCGUUUGCAUAGCUGCUGUACGCCGGACGGCUGUUACCCGCGUGCCGACCGGCGAUACCGCGGUAACGGUAGCGUAUCCGUUCCCCGGUCUCGUCGGAAGACGUGACGUUCAACGCGAUAGAAAUGCGUCGUACAGUUACUAUUGUAGUGAAACUUCGUCGUGUCGGUUACUCGGAUAAGUUAGAUUGAGUGUAGAUGGCAGUUAUACGAACCGGUGUACCGGAUCGUACCGCGCGUCAGUGUUCUCUUACUGCUUGAGUGUCGUACAUGCGUACGAUUCCGGAUGAAAGAUGGCAGACAAUAAUGACCUGCGACAGCCACGUGAUCGAAAACCGAAAUCGAGAAACGGAUGAAUGACGUGAAAACCGUGAUCGAACGAUCGAAAACAAUCGUGGCAGGCUGCUCUGAUGUACUUAGCUGCAGCACAGGUGGAGAGGCCGUGUCUGCGUUACACCGUAAUUGUGUACAAUGAAAAUAAGUUAUAUUAGGAACAUUAAAAUAUUAUGACGAUAUUAUAUUAAACAUUUAAACCAAAUAUUAUUACUGAAAAAAAACGUAAUUAUGUACAUACAAUUGAUAGAAAACGCAACUCAAUUCCGUAUCGACAAUUUUGUUGUUGGU